ACUAUACCAUAUACAUGUAAAUUGGUAGCUAAACGUUCUCUCUGCUGCAUAACUUGCUAAUUAAUGUCGUCUAAUUUUGGAUUGACUUGCAGCUGAAUUUCCUGAAAAUGGACCGAUUCGAGUGGACAAAUGAUGCGUUAUUACCUCGAGAGACCCUUGUAAAGCAACAACAUGGGAUUCGUUUGUAUGAUGGGAACCAGAAGACCCAGUUUGACCAUGGAAUAGCUGUAUUGACGACUCACAGGUUGAUGUGGAAAGACAUGCAAGGCAGGGGAGUGAUCGCCUUUCAUCUCUCACUGAUUAUUUACAUAGAGAAGUUUCCAGAUUCUAAGGGCAAAGGGAGUGUAGUAAUUCACCUCCAGCCAGCUGCACCCAAUAAAAACCCCGGCCCGGUUAUGAGCAGUUCCAAUACAUACGUCAAACUAGGAUGCAGAGAGGGAGGAGAAGAACAGUUUUUCACCUGCUUGACUGAGCAGCUGUCCAGAAAGUUGUGGCAGUAUAUGCCAGCAGCACAGCAAUCCAAACCAGCAGCACAGCCUCGCUCCAUUCACAAAGGUAUUGUUGGAAUCGAGAAGAAAUUGGAAGAGAAAAGAAAAGCAACAGAUACAAAUAUAACCAAGGCAUUUGAAGAUUUGGACAAGCUUAUGACUAAGGCAAAAGAAAUGGUAGACUUGACUAAAACAAUAGCUAACAAGAUCAAGGAGAAACAAGGAGAUAUCACCGAAGAUGAGACUGUGAAGUUCAAGUCCUAUCUUCUCAGUCUUGGUAUAGCUAACCCAGUCACAAGAGAAACCCAUGGAUCAGGUCUCAAGUAUCAUGAAGAAUUAGCCAAACAACUUGCAGAGGUCUUGAUAUCACCCGUAGAGGAUAAUGGAGGAAUGAUGGCCAUCACAGAUGUGUAUUGUAGAAUCAACAGAGCGAGAGGGAUGGAGCUGCUAUCUCCUGAUGACUUGAUAGAUGCAUGCCAACAGUUUGAAAGGCUUCGACUCCGGUUGAGGUUACGAAGGUUUACAAGUGGAGUCUUAGUCCUUGAAUCCGUGUCAAAGGGUGAAGAGGCUGCGAUUGAUCAAACAGCUGAACUGCUCACUGAGAAGGCAUCGUUAAGUGCUGAUGAGCUAGCCCAGAUUGCUGGAGUCUCUGUAAUGUUAGCCAAAGGAAGGUUGCUGGCUGCCGAGGAAGUAGGGAAGGCAUGCCGUGAUGAAUCCGUGGAGGGACUUCGAUUCUAUCCUAAUCUAUUCCUCAACCCCCCAUCGAGAUAAUGGAAUACCCCCACCAUUCUGUAUCUAUUUUCCUGUACUAUAGAGAUAUUUUAUUUUAUUUUAUAUUGUUUUAAAUCUAAAUAAUGUUAUAUGUGUGCAACAGUAAACAUAUUAGAAGAAACUGUCAGAUUAUACCACGACAAUGAUGAUACAUAGCAAUUGUAGAGCCCAUAUAUAUAUAUAUAUAUUCAGAACUAUUCAAAGGUGCAGACUUCUCAAAAAAAAGUUAGUGUUCAAAUGGAAGUGUGGGGCUUUAGCAAAGUUUUGAAGAGUUCAAAUUGUCAGUUUUGAAAAAAUUGAAAAAUUAUUAAUGCGAUUGGUCAACGUCUUCAUAUUUGGAAAAAAAAAUUUGCUGUAUGAAAAUGAUAUUGAGGUUGGAGAUUAUGAGGAGUAUUAUCAAAUGGUAAAAAUCUUUCCCAAUAUUUUAAAAGGAUGUCAUCCUGUUUAGCUCCCGUUUCUUGUAGUGGCUGUUUCAAAUUCCUUGUAUAGCUGAUACAUGGAUCAUUAUUGUACAGAACAUGUAGAAAAUGGAAGCUUUGUCCUGAGAAAAAAACUGCAAUUGCCCCCUCUAGUGGUGAGAUGUCAGAAGUGCUUUUAAAGAUCUUGGCAUAUUAUACCAUGGCUAGGGUUUGAAUCCAUGACCCUCCAAUCCACUGGGCCAAAAUCAUACCUGAAGAGUUAAAAGAUCUGUACAUGCUCAAGCUUGUCAACCAAGGGACCUUAUGGCUUUCAAUCCUAUCCAAGGGACAUUGCAAUCAAGUGAUAAUGCUGUGCACCAAUAGCAUGAAAAUAAAAUUGUCCCAUGGCUUGAUGUACACAAAUAUUAUGGAAUAACAACAUAUUUGAUAUGCUUUAUGCAGAAAUUUACUUUGUUGCAUAAUGUUUAGCUCUAAACAGGGAUUAUAUGGUCAUUUGAUUGUUUUCAAAGCUGCACUCAUGCAGAGUAAAACUUAUAUCACUCAAGAAACUCCAUUACCUUGAGCAGGACCUUGAGUAGAUAUUCCUUUUUGUGUUAGCUCAUUGACUACUGAAUUACCAGUAUGUAUUUCAUAUUGAAUUUGUACAGGGAUGACCCUGUUCCAUUUGGAAAUGGGUAAAUUGAAUGAAAAGCAAAUAUUUUGCUUUUCAGCAAUUUGUAUUUGUCACCUGGGGCCGUUGAAGAAGAGCAUAUAUAUGGUAUUAUUACCCAUAUCAUACAUCUGAGCUGGUCAUCUACAAAAUCGUAUUGCCCUAGAUUCUCUGAAUAUAAGGAAGGGAUAGGUAUAUUAUUUGUAUAUUAUUUGUAUCUUGCUUGGUCUCUGUGCGCGUAUUGACUUUGCAUGCAGAGACGAUGCAAAAUAUACCUUUUCCCUGGUCUCACAUCCGGCCAUCUGAGGACACGUAGAAAGAGAUACGCGUCAUAUUGAUCUCUGGCUCGGACCAAUAUGAUUCUAUUGCGGACAGUAUAAUAUGGUGUUCCCCUCAAGGCCAGUCAAUAUUAUAUAAAUAUUGUUACGAUUCUUCAUUCGUUAUUCUUAUUGUAAUGCUGUUUUACAACUAAUUUAUAAUCAUGAAAAUACUGAUGGGAUUGAAAUGUUAUCCUAUAAAACGUUCUUCUUUAAAAUGAAAAUGUCAUCUGUAUAUAUCCAACUAUCAAUCAUGAAUAAAAUUUGUUUAAAAAUUUGCCAACUUGAGAAA
Messenger RNA from Lytechinus pictus (painted urchin), 2936 nucleotides. Its product is annotated as vacuolar protein-sorting-associated protein 36-like. Bases 108 to 1259 code for a protein of 383 amino acids. NCBI's taxonomy places the organism in Eukaryota, Metazoa, Echinodermata, Echinoidea, Temnopleuroida, Toxopneustidae. Gene Ontology annotation, cellular component: ESCRT II complex; late endosome membrane. Gene Ontology annotation, biological process: protein transport to vacuole involved in ubiquitin-dependent protein catabolic process via the multivesicular body sorting pathway. Gene Ontology annotation, molecular function: ubiquitin binding; phosphatidylinositol-3-phosphate binding. The record is from RefSeq and is a predicted model, not a curated record. The transcript is spliced from 14 exons.